AUGAAGGAGAUUAUGCAGCAAAUGUUGCUUCAUCAACAGCAACUUUCAUUGCAAUGUUCUCAAUCAAUUCAACAGCAGCAAAGGACUGAUGUUGCCAUACAGAAUAUUGAAAGACAAUUAGGUCAAAUGGUGUCUAACCAAGGACAAGCGCAUUCACAAACUUCAAGUCAAUUACCUUCGCAAACUAUACCAAAUCCAAGAGGAAAUGUGAGUGUUAUCACUCUAUGGAAUGGUAAAACUAUUUAUGAACACAAACAAGAAAACUCGUCUGAUUGUAUAAGUAAUGUAGAUCUGGAUUCGCAAAUUAAAUUUGGAUCUAUUCCAGUAGUGCAAAUUCCUGUGACAGAACAGAAGCAAGCAGAGAUUCAUCUACCAUUUCCUCAGAGAAUAGUGAAACCUGGUAGAGAUAAGGCUGUUGAAAAGUCUAAGGAAUUUCAGGAACUAAUGGAAAUUUUCAGUAGAGUGGAAGUGAAUAUUCCUUUGUUAAAGAUAAUCAAACAUAUCCCUAAGUAUGCAAAAUUUUUGAAGGACUUAUGUGUUCACAAGAAGAAGCUCAAGGGUUAUGAGUUGGUGAAUAUAGGAGAGAGCGUUUCUGCACUAUUUCAGUCUAUGCCACAAAAAUGCAAGGAUCCAAGAGUUUUCACCAUUCCAUGUAUGAUAGGGGAGAGUAGUUUUGAAGAUGCUAUGCUAGAUCUUGGAGCAUCCAUUAAUGUUAUGCCGAAAUCAGUGUUCCAAGCUCUUGGAAUUGGACCUCUUCAGUCAACAGGGGUUGUGAUUCAAUUGGCGAACAAAAGUUUUGCUCAUCCAGUAGGAGUGAUUGAAGAUGUGCUGGUAAAGGUUAAGGAACUAAUUUUCCCUGCAUAUUUUUAUAUUUUGGAUAUGGAGGGUGAUACAAAGUCGAGCCAUGUACCCAUAAUUCUUGGAAGGCCAUUUCUGAAAACAGCAAAGACUAAGAUUGAUGUUUAUGCUGGGACUUUAUCAAUGGAGUUUGGGGAUACUGUUGUUCGGUAUAACAUUCUGGAGGCUAUGAGAUAUCUAGUAGAGGAUCAUUCUUUGUUGAAUGUUGAAUUAUUUGAUGAGCUAGAGGAUAGUUUGGAUAAUGUCCAUUUCGAGCAGGAAGAUUCUGUUCCAGUAACCAAAGAGUGUGAAGGAGUUUGCAUGAUGGAGUCGGAACAUGAAAAAGAUCUUCCAUCUACUGUGCAUCCACCGAAACUGGAGUUAAAGGUUCUUCCGAACCAUUUAAAGUAUGCUUACUUGAGGAAAGACGAGCAACUACCAGUAAUCAUUUCCAAGGAUCUUGAGCCCAGACAAGAAGAGAGAUUGUUAGAUGUUUUAAGGCAUAAUCAAAAAGCAAUUGGUUGGACUUUGGCAGAUUUGACUGGAAUUAGUUCUGCUAUUUGCACACAUAGGAUUUUAUUGGAGGAAGAUUGUAAACCUGUACGGCAACUACAAAGAAGACUAAAUCCACUUAUUCUUGAUGUAGUUAAGAAAGAGGUUGUGAAGUUACUACAAGCUGGGAUUAUCUAUCCUAUUUCAAAUAGUAAAUGGCAUUUAAAGAUCAGGAGAAGACUACCUUUACCUGUCCCUUUGGAACUUUUGCUUAUAGGAGAAUGUCAUUUGGGUUAUGUAAUGCUCCAGACAGUCUAUCUUGUGUUCUGCAUAGAUGUGCGGAAAAAAAAUUUGGUGUUAAACUUUAAAAAAUGCCACUUCAUGGUCAGGCAUGGCAUAGUAUUGGGUCAUAUUGUUUCUGAAAAGGGUAUUGAAGUGGAUCCAGCUAAGAUUAAUGCUAUAAUUGCUUUAUCUUUUCCCACAUGUGUGCGGGAAGUUCGAUCUUUCCUGGGACAUGCAGGUUUUUAUAGAAGAUUCAUUAGAGACUUUAGUGUUAUUGCUUUACCUUUAUCGCUACUGUUGCAAAAAGAUGUGGAGUUUGUUUUUGAUGAAAAAUGCAAGGAAGCUUUUAAUAAACUCAGGGAAACUCUUAUUUCAUCUCCUAUUAUGUGUUCUCCUGAUUGGUUAUUACCUUUUGAACUUAUGUGGGAUGCUUCUAAUUUUGCAGUUGGAGCGGUUUUGGCUCAAAGGGUUGAGGGGGCACCACAUGUUAUUAGUUAUGCAUCAAAAACAUUGGAUUCUGCUCAGAGCAACUACACAACGACUAAAAAAGAGCUUCUAGCAAUUGUUUUUGCUUUGGAUAAGUUUCGGUCUUAUCUUCUUUAUUCUCACAUUAUUGUUUUUUGGGAUCAUGCAACUCUUAAGUUUCUUCUUAAGAAGGCAGAUACAAAGCCUCGAUUGAUUAGAUGGAUGCUCUUACUUCAAGAAUUGUGA
Molecule: messenger RNA, 2322 nt
Organism: Zingiber officinale
Lineage: Eukaryota; Viridiplantae; Streptophyta; Magnoliopsida; Zingiberales; Zingiberaceae
Exons: 4
Coding region: 1-2322 (773 amino acids)
Source: RefSeq, a predicted model, not a curated record